Molecule: messenger RNA, 963 nt
Organism: Polistes dominula (European paper wasp)
Lineage: Eukaryota; Metazoa; Arthropoda; Insecta; Hymenoptera; Vespidae
Source: RefSeq, a predicted model, not a curated record
AUGUGUCGUGUCAGAAAGGGAGAUGGGACUUUCAGAGAAUGUCGAGCGUUAUUAGAUGCGUGCGCCGCUGCACACCUCAUCACCGAAAAUGUCUCGAGAGAAUUACGCUUGCCGAUUAAACCAUAUUCAAUUCUCAUUCACGCUAUUAACGAUACCGUAACUCGAACGACAGGCGUUAUUGAGAUAACCAUUCAAUCGCUAUACAAUAAAUAUAGCCGAAACCUUUUGCUCUUCAUCGUCCCUAAGAUAGCUGAUCAGGUACCCGGAGAAGUCUUCCCGCGAGAACUCGUUAAAAUUCCGCUCAGUCGAAAACUGGCGGAUCACCAGUUCCAUCUACCACGACCGGUCGACAUCUUGAUAGGUUCCGGAGCAACGCUCGCACUCAUGUCAAUAGGAUUCUUGGCGACGACCAAAUUAAGGGAACAGUUAGAAAGAUUUAGGUUAUUAGAAGACGCAAAUAUAACAAGAUCGAAGUCAGUAAAUGAAAUAGAUUGCGAAAAUCAUUAUGUUAAAGAUACGAAGCGUGACGAAUCGGGACGAUACAUUGUGCGGCUACCUUUCCGCGAAGAGAGACACGAUUACAGUCACUUGCGCGGUAUAGCUUUACGCCGAUUCCACAAUCUCUGGAAGAAGUUACACGCGAAUACCAAACUCUGGAAGGAAUACGAAAGGAUUAUACAGGAAUACGUCGAUUUAGGACAUAUGUCGACCGUCGAAGACGAACCUACGGGAGGUUUUUAUCUUCUUCACCACGCGGUCAUUAAAUCAGCUAACAUGACGACAAAGACUUUCUCUCAACAACACCAUAUUAGUCAGACCUACAAUCCAAGACACUUUAGUAGAACACUUGUUACGAUUCCAAACGUAUCGGUACGUACUGACGGCGGAUAUCGAGAAAAUGUAUCGACAAAUAUGGAUUCAUCCGGACGAUCGCCAGUACCAACGGAUAUUUUGGUAGCAUAA